Exaiptasia diaphana is the source of this 1646-nucleotide messenger RNA. RefSeq lists its product as uncharacterized. The transcript has 4 exons. Lineage: Eukaryota; Metazoa; Cnidaria; Anthozoa; Actiniaria; Aiptasiidae. The coding region runs from base 129 to 935 and encodes 268 amino acids. The record is from RefSeq and is a predicted model, not a curated record.
AAUCAAAGCUGAAGUCACUGCAAAGCCGCUAUAACGUGAUAGACUUGAUAUAUUCUGCAUUUUACGCUGAAACUUGUGGGGAGAGAUAUUCUUUUGCAAGAUUAAGGUAAAUCGAAGAAACGCCCAAAAUGUAUGUAAGCUUGUUGAUAAUCCUGGGAGCCUACACCAAGCAUGUCUAUGGAUUUUGCUCACGUCCUUACGACUUUAUGUACUGGGAACCACAAACUCUUGUACAAAGAAGUAUUGAYGCUGAUAUUAUUGUUUAUGCAGAGGUCAUUGACAGUCCUUGUAAAAAGCCAGCACCGUUAACAACCACCCCUCCCCCCACCACAACGGCAAUAUUUGACAGGCUAAAUAUCUCACUGAGCUCAAACUCGACCAAUCAAACGUCAGAGUACGUGACGCCAGAGCCUACAACAACGACGCCUGCUCCAACAACGAUACCGCUUAACACUUCGACGCCUAUCGUCCCUGGACACAACUGCAGUACCGAGCCGUAUAAUGUGAGCUUACAGAUWCAUUGCGUGAUCAAGGGAGGUGCKUUACCUGAAUAYAUUAACGUGACAGGGCUCGGUUUGGGKGAUGAUAUAUGCGUGGAUAAAAAUUGGAAUGAGACGGUGCACGAGUACCAUGCGUACCAUGGUCUGAACUACACUUUCUUCUUGAAACGGGAACAUAAUUUCAACCCACAACACGACAGCUUCACUCUCCACCCAGUCAACGUUCAACCAGCAAUGAUGGAAGUUCUGAACGCCAAGAAAGACCUCCUUCCGGUUUUCAAGGUCGCUGGUCGCCAUGCACACGCUGCUAUGGAUGUAUGGGUAAACAAGACUGACCCAAUUUGCAAGCCUUAUAGCGGAGCUUCGCAUUUAACAGCUUUGUCAGUUGCUAUGGCGAUAUUGACGAGUUUGGUUGCCAUGAUAACAAGCUACUAAAUUUGACUGCUCGUGUAUUAUUCACGCAGUCGCAUAAGACUGCAAAGCCAAUGAGAAUCGAGUCAUUACACUUAAAAACGCAAACGCUUUUCCGAAGGUCGUGGGUUCGAAUUCCAGCGAGGUCUGAAAUUAAAUUUUCCGAAUUUAUUACUAAGGGUCUUUCUUCCGGAAUUGCCUCCUUCUAAGCACUAUAACUUUCUUUCAUUUCUGUAUCAUUACACUUAAGCCAUGAAAUAGGGUCUUUGAGCCCGUGAAACAAAACUUGGCUAUGAAAGUGAUAGUCUAAUAGACACAAAAGAAAUAAGCAAAAUUAAAAGACCCUAUCGGCUAAUACGUCGUUGCCAUGCACGUUAACCACCCAAUUCAAAUUCUGUGAGAACAGGAACUUUUGUUUCUAAGAAUUCAACUGUGAAAUGCAAAUACAACGAACAAUGAAACGUACUCCCGGGUGAUUUGAAUUGGGUGGAAACGUUUAUAGCAACGCGUUAGCCUAUUAGGUCUAUUCAUGUAGCUACAAUAGUUACUCACGUCUGCAAAUCCAAUGAGAAUCGAAUGGUUACACGCUUAAGCCGUGAAAUAGUAGUGAGUCAUUAAACCUGUGAAACAAGUCCAUUUGACUAGGGAGUCAUUUUCAUCCGUCUGUGAAAUAGGAAUUGUACUACUAAAUACUAUUACCCCCUAUUAGCUCCCAAUAGCUUAACUUAUGAAAUG